Messenger RNA from Xenia sp. Carnegie-2017, 1009 nucleotides. RefSeq names its product tropomyosin-2-like. Gene Ontology annotation, biological process: actin filament organization; muscle contraction. Gene Ontology annotation, molecular function: actin filament binding. The transcript has a single exon. Bases 149 to 880 code for a protein of 243 amino acids. Gene Ontology annotation, cellular component: actin filament. The record is from RefSeq and is a predicted model, not a curated record. NCBI's taxonomy places the organism in Eukaryota, Metazoa, Cnidaria, Anthozoa, Malacalcyonacea, Xeniidae.
CGUAAUAUAUUCCGCUCGGCAAACGAUUUCUUGGCCGUUGAGUUGUUGAGAGAUUCAUCGGUUGUGCACAAAACUAAAACUUUUCUUGCCUAUCCAAACAAGACACUUUGGCUUGUCUCGCGUGAAGAUUUUCUUCGUUUGCAAGAACAUGGAAAAGAUUAAAGCUAGAAUAAACAAACUAAAGGAAGAUAUUGAACAGUGCGAGCAAGAUGAACUUAAUGCAAGAGCGUUGCUUGUCGAAGCCAAACAGCGCCAGGAAGCGGCCGAAAACGAAAAGACUUCGUUUGAAAGGAGGAUUAAAAUGCUCACUGAAGAACUUGCGAAAACUAAAGAGCGCUUGGCGGAUAAAGAAAAGCAAUUGGGUAGCCUUGAAACGAAAACCGCCGAACACGAAGUAGCCGUGAAAAAUCUUGAAAGUCAAGAGGUAGAAGACGACGAAAUGUUGUUGUCCUUAUCGAAUGAAGUAAAGCGCUGGGAGCUGGAUUAUGCAACGUACGACGAACAAUGGCGAGAGGCAAAGUGUAAAGAAGCAGUGCUACAAAAAGAUCUAAAAAAAGCCGAAAGUCGCUAUGAAGACUCCUCAGAAAGAAUCAAGCAAUUUUUGAAGGUUAUCAACAGCACAUCCGAGGAAAUAAAAGAUCUCGAGGCACGGGAAUAUGACCAAACGGAACGCGAGAAAGUCAACGAAGAGAAGUUACUUUUUCUUACAAAUCAUCUCAAAGAGACCCUGGUACGGGAAGACGCAGCUGAACGCGAUGCGUUGCGAUUAGAUCGUAUCAAAAACUGUCUGGAAGAUGAAAUGAAGAAUUGCAAGAAUAAAAUUGAAGGCAUCCGUAUUCAAAUGGAAGAUGUGAACAAUAUAGCCGAAUACAUCGACUGAAUUCACUCGUUCGCUUAAAACAUUUCAAUAUACCAUAAGUGUGCAAUUAUACUAGUUUUAUUGUCUGGCUCGAAUAUAUUUGUCACGUUUCAUAUCGUCCAUUAUUAAAGUUAAAGUUUUCCUUUUCAA